Messenger RNA from Symphalangus syndactylus (siamang), 7456 nucleotides. RefSeq names its product ROS proto-oncogene 1, receptor tyrosine kinase (gene ROS1). NCBI's taxonomy places the organism in Eukaryota, Metazoa, Chordata, Mammalia, Primates, Hylobatidae. Gene Ontology annotation, cellular component: signaling receptor complex; plasma membrane. The record is from RefSeq and is a predicted model, not a curated record. Gene Ontology annotation, biological process: multicellular organism development; positive regulation of kinase activity; protein phosphorylation. Gene Ontology annotation, molecular function: protein binding; ATP binding; transmembrane receptor protein tyrosine kinase activity.
GCUCUUCUAAGAACUAACCUUUAGUCAGUGGGUGACUUUCUUUGUGGGAGUAAAAGGAAGCUGUUAUGAAAUAGCUCUUAUGGAACUGUUACAAGCUUUCAAGGAUUCAAAGGUCUAAAUGAAAAAGGCCAAGUAUUAUUUCAAAAGGCAAGUAUAUCCUAAUAUAGCAAAACAAACAAAACAAAAUCCAUCAGCUACUCCUCCAGUUGAAGUGAUGAAGCCCAAAUAAUUCAUAUAGCAAAAUGGAGAAAAUUAGACCGGCCAUCUAAAAAUCUGCCAUUGGUGAAGUGAUGAAGAACGUUUACUGUCUUAUUCCGAAACUUGUCCAUUUUGCAACUCUUGGCUGCCUAUGGAUUUCUGUGGUGCAGUGUACAGUUUUAAAUAGCUGCCUAAAGUCGUGUGUAACUAAUCUGGGCCAGCAGCUUGACCUUGGCACACCACAUAAUCUGAGUGAACCGUGUAUCCAAGGAUGUUACUUUUGGAACUCUGUAGAUCAGAAAAACUGUGCUUUAAAGUGUCGGGAGUCGUGUGAGGUUGGCUGCAGCAGCGCGGAAGGUGCAUAUGAAGAGGAAGUACUGGAAAAUGCAGACCUUCCAACUGCGCCCUUUGCUUCUUCCAUUGGAAGCCACAACAUGACAUUACGAUGGAAAUCUGCCAACUUCUCUGGAGUAAAAUACAUAAUUCAGUGGAAAUAUGCACAGCUUCUGGGAAGCUGGACUUAUACUAAGACCGUGUCCAGACUGUCCUAUGUGGUUGAGCCCCUGCACCCCUUCACUGAGUACAUUUUCCGAGUGGUUUGGAUCUUUACAGCGCAGCUGCAGCUCUACUCUCCUCCAAGUCCCAGUUACAGGACUCAUCCUCAUGGAGUUCCUGAAACUGCACCUUUGAUCAGGAAUAUUGAGAGCUCAAGUCCCGACACUGUGGAAGUCAGCUGGGAUCCACCUCAAUUCCCAGGUGGACCUAUUUUGGGUUAUAACUUAAGGCUGAUCAGCAAAAAUCAAAAAUUAGAUGCAGGGACACAGAGAACCAGUUUCCAGUUUUACUCCACUUUACCAAAUACUAUUUACAGGUUUUCUAUUGCAGCAGUAAAUGAAGUUGGUGAGGGUCCAGAAGCAGAAUCUAGUAUUACCACCUCAUCUUCAGCAGUUCAGCAAGAGGAACAGUGGCUCUUUUUUUCCAGAAAAACUUCUCUAAGAAAGAGAUCUUUAAAACGUUUAGUAGAUGAAGCACAUUGCCUUCGGUUGGAUGCUAUAUACCAUAAUAUUACAGGAAUAUCUGUUGAUGUCCACCAGCAAAUUGUUUAUUUCUCUGAAGGAACUCUCAUAUGGGCGAAGAAGGCUGCCAACAUGUCUGAUGUAUCUGACCUGAGAAUUUUUUACAGAGGUUCAGGAUUAAUUUCCUCUAUCUCCAUAGAUUGGCUUUAUCAAAGAAUGUAUUUCAUCAUGGAUGAACUGGUAUGUGUCUGUGAUUUAGAGAACUGCUCAAACGUCGAGGAAAUUAGUCCACCCUCUAUUAGUGCACCUCAAAAAAUUGUCGCUGAUUCAUACAAUGGGUAUGUCUUUUACCUCAUGAGAGAUGGCAUUUAUAGAGAAGACCUUCCUGUGCCAUCUGGCCGGUGUGCAGAAGCUGUGCGUAUUGUGGAGAGUUGCACAUUAAAAGACUUUGCCAUCAAGCCACAAUCCAAGCGAAUCAUUUACUUCAAUGACACUGCCCAAGUCUUCAUGUCAACAUUUCUGGAUGGCUCUUCUUCCCAUCUCGUUCUACCUCGCAUCCCCUUUGCUGAUGUGAAAAGUUUUGCUUGUGAAAACAAUGACUUUCUUGUCACAGAUGGCAAGGUCAUUUUCCAACAGGAUGCUUUGUCUUUUAAUGAGUUCAUCGUGGGAUGUGACCUGAGUCACAUAGAAGAAUUUGGAUUUGGUAACUUGGUCAUCUUUGGCUCAUCCUCCCAGCUGCACCCUCUUCCAGGCCGCCCGCAGGAGCUUUCGGUGCUGUUUGGCUCUCACCAGGCUCUUGUUCAAUGGAAGCCUCCUGCCCUUGCCAUAGGAGCCAAUGUCAUCCUGACCAGUGAUAUUAUUGAACUCUUUGAAUUAGGCCCUUCUGCCUGGCAGAACUGGACCUAUGAGGUGAAAGUAUCCUCCCAAGACCCUCCUGAAGUCACUCAUAUUUUCUUGAACAUAAGUGGAACCAUGCUGAAUGUACCUGAACUGCAGAGUGCUACGAAAUACAAGGUUUCUGUGAGAGCAAGUUCUCCAAAGAGGCCAGGCCCCUGGUCAGAGCCCUCAGUGGGUACUACCCUGGUGCCAGCUAGUGAACCACCAUUUAUCAUGGCUGUGAAAGAAGAUGGGCUUUGGAGUAAACCAUUAAAUAGCUUUGGCCCAGGAGAGCUCUUAUCCUCUGAUAUAGGAAAUGUGUCAGACAUGGAUUGGUAUAACAACAGCCUCUACUACAGUGACAUGAAAGGUGACGUUUUUGUGUGGCUCCUGAAUGGGACGGAUAUCUCAGAGAAUUAUCACCUACCCAGCAUUGCAGGAGCAGGGGCUUUAGCUUUUGAGUGGCUGGGUCACUUUCUCUACUGGGCUGGAAAGACAUAUGUGAUACAAAGGCAGUCUGUGUUGACGGGACACACAGACAUGGUUACCCACGUGAAGCUAUUGGUGAAUGACAUGGUGGUGGAUUCAGUUGGUGGAUAUCUCUACUGGACUACACUCUAUUCAGUGGAAAGCACCAGACUAAAUGGGGAAAGUUCCCUUAUAUUACAGGCACAGCCUUGGUUUUCUGGGAAAAAGGUAAUUGCUCUAACUUUAGACCUCAGUGAUGGGCUCCUGUAUUGGUUGGUUCAAGACAGUCAAUGUAUUCACCUGUACACAGCUGUUCUUCGGGGACAGAGCACUGGGGAUACCACCAUCACAGAAUUUGCAGCCUGGAGUACUUCUGAAAUUUCCCAGAAUGCACUGAUGUACUAUAGUGGUCGGCUGUUCUGGAUCAAUGGCUUUAGGAUUAUCACAGCUCAGGAAAUAGGUCAGAAAACCAGUGUCUCUGUUUUGGAACCAGCCAAAUUUAAUCAGUUCACAAUUAUUCAGACAUCCCUUAAGCCUCUGCCAGGGAACUUUUCCUUUACCCCUAAGGUUAUUCCAGAUUCUGUUCAAGAGUCUUCAUUUAGGAUUGAAGGAAAUGCUUCAAGUUUUCAAAUCCUGUGGAAUGGUCCCCCUGCAGUAGACUGGGGUGUGGUUUUCUACAGCGUAGAAUUUAGUGCUCAUUCUAAGUUCUUGGCUAGUGAACAACACUCUUUACCUGUAUUUACUGUGGAAGGACUGGAACCUUAUACCUUAUUUAAUCUUUCUGUCACUCCUUAUACCUACUGGGGAAAGGGCCCCAAAACAUCUCUGUCACUUCGAGCACCUGAAACAGUUCCAUCAGCACCAGAGAACCCCAGAAUAUUUAUAUUACCAAGUGGAAAAUGCUGCAACAAGAAUGAAGUUGUGGUGGAAUUUAGGUGGAACAAACCUAAGCAUGAAAAUGGGGUGUUAACAAAAUUUGAAAUUUUCUACAAUAUAUCCAAUCAAAGUAUUACAAACAAAACAUGUGAAGACUGGAUUGCUGUCAAUGUCACUCCCUCAGUGAUGUCUUUUCAACUCGAAGGCAUGAGUCCCGGAUGCUUUGUUGCCUUCCAGGUUAGGGCCUUUACAUCUAAAGGGCCAGGACCAUUUGCUGACGUUGUAAAGUCUACAACAUCAGAAAUCAACCCAUUUCCUCACCUCAUAACUCUUCUUGGUAACAAGAUAGUUUUUUUAGAUACGGAUCAAAAUCAAGUUGUGUGGACGUUUUCAGCAGAAAGAAUUAUCAGUGCCAUUUGCUACACAGCUGAUAAUGAGAUGGGAUAUUAUGCUGAAGGGAACUCACUCUUUCUUCUGAACUUGCACAAUCGUUCUAGCUCUGAGCUUUUCCAAGAUUCACUGGUUUUUGAUAUCACAGUUAUUACAAUUGACUGGAUUUCAAGGCACCUCUACUUUGCACUGAAAGAAUCGCAAAAUGGAAUGCAAAUAUUUGAUGUUGAUCUUGAACACAAGGUGAAAUACCCCAGAGAGGUGAAGAUUCACAAUAGGAAUUCAACAAUAAUUUCUUUUUCUGUAUAUCCUCUUUUAAGUCGCUUGUAUUGGACAGAAGUUUCCAGUUUUGGCUACCAGAUGUUCUACUACAGUAUUAUCAAUCACACCUUGCAGCAAAUUCUGCAACCCACAGCUACAAACCAGCAAAACAAAAGGAAUCAAUGUUCUUGUAAUGUGACUGAAUUUGAGUUAAGUGGAGCAAUGGCUAUUGAUACCUCUAACCUAGAGAAACCAUUGAUAUACUUUGCCAAAGCACAAGAGAUCUGGGCAAUGGAUCUGGAAGGCUGUCAGUGUUGGAGAGUUAUCACAGUACCUGCUAUGCUCGCAGGAAAAACCCUUGUUAGCUUAACUGUGGAUGGAGAUUUUAUAUACUGGAUCAUCACAGCAAAUGACAGCACACAGAUUUAUCAAGCAAAGAAAGGAAAUGGGGCCAUCAUCUCCCAGGUGAAGGCCCUAAGGAGUAGGCAUAUUGUGGCUUACAGUUCAGUUAUGCAGCCUUUUCCAGAUAAAGCAUUUUUGUCUCUAGCUUCAGACACUGUGGAACCAACUAUACUUAAUGCCACUAACACUAGCCUCACAAUCAGAUUACCUCUGGCCAAGACAAACCUCACAUGGUAUGGCAUCACCAGCCCUACUCCAACAUACCUGAUUUAUUAUGCAGAAGUUAAUGACAGGAAAAACAGCUCUGACUUGAAAUAUAGAAUUCUGGAAUUUCAGGACAGUAUAGCUCUUAUUGAAGAUUUACAACCAUUUUCAACAUACAUGAUACAGAUAGCUGUAAAAAAUUAUUAUUCAGAUCCUUUGAAACAUUUACCACCAGGAAAAGAGAUUUGGGGAAAAACUAAAAAUGGAGUACCAGAGGCAGUGCAGCUCAUUAAUACAACCGUGCGAUCAGACACCAGCCUCAUUAUAUCUUGGAGAGAAUCUCACAAGCCAAAUGGACCUAGAGAAUCAGUCCGCUAUCAGUUGGCAAUCUCACACCUGGCCCUAAUUCCUGAAACUCCUCUAAGACAAAGUGAAUUUCCAAAUGGAAGGCUCACUCUCCUUGUUACUAGACUGUCUGGUGGAAAUAUUUAUGUGUUAAAGGUUCUUGCCUGCCACUCUGAGGAAAUGUGGUGUACAGAGAGUCAUCCCGUCACUGUGGAAAUGUUUAACACACCAGAGAAACCUUAUUCCUUGGUUCCAGAGAACACUAGUUUGCAAUUUAAUUGGAAGGCUCCAUUGAAUGUUAACCUCAUCAGAUUUUGGGUUGGACUACAGAAGUGGAAAUACAAUGAGUUUUACCAUGUUAAAACUUCAUGCAGCCAAGGUCCUGCUUAUGUCUGUAAUAUCACAAAUCUACAACCUUAUACUUCAUAUAAUGUCAGAGUAGUGGUGGUUUAUAAGACGGGAGAAAAUAGCACCUCACUUCCAGAACGCUUUAAGACAAAAGCUGGAGUCCCAAGUAAACCAGGCAUUCCCAAAUUGCUAGAAGGGAGUAAAAAUUCAAUACAGUGGGAGAAAGCUGAAGAUAAUGGAUGUAGAAUUAUAUACUAUAUCCUUGAGAUAAGAAAGAGCACUUCAAAUAAUUUACAGAACCAGAAUUUAAGGUGGAAGAUGACAUUUAAUGGAUCCUGCAGUAGCGUUUGCACAUGGAAGUCCAAAAACCUGAAAGGAAUAUUUCAGUUCAGAGUAGUAGCUGCAAAUAAUCUAGGGUUUGGUGAAUAUAGUGGAAUCAGUGAGAAUAUUAUAUUAGUUGGAGAUGAUUUUUGGAUACCAGAAACAAGUUUCAUACUUACUAUUAUAGUUGGAAUAUUUCUGGUUGUUACAAUCCCACUGACCUUUGUCUGGCAUAGAAGAUUAAAGAAUCAAAAAAGUGUCAAGGAAGGGGUGACAGUGCUUAUAAACGAAGACAAAGAGUUGGCUGAGCUGCGAAGUCUGGCAGCCGGAAUAGGCCUGGCUAAUGCCUGCUAUGCAAUACAUACUCUUCCAACCCAAGAGGAGAUUGAAAAUCUUCCUGCCUUCCCUCGGGAAAAACUGACUCUGCGUCUCUUGCUGGGAAGUGGAGCCUUUGGAGAAGUGUAUGAAGGAACAGCAGUGGACAUCUUAGGAGUUGGAAGUGGAGAAAUCAAAGUAGCAGUGAAGACUUUGAAGAAGGGUUCCACAGACCAGGAGAAGAUUGAAUUCCUGAAGGAGGCACAUCUGAUGAGCAAAUUUAAUCAUCCCAACAUUCUGAAGCAGCUUGGAGUUUGUCUGCUAAAUGAACCCCAAUACAUUAUCCUGGAACUGAUGGAAGGAGGAGACCUUCUUACUUAUUUGCGUAAAGCCCGGAUGGCAACGUAUUAUGGUCCUUUACUCACCUUGGUUGACCUCGUAGACCUGUGUGUAGAUAUUUCAAAAGGCUGUGUCUACUUGGAGCAGAUGCAUUUCAUUCACAGGGAUCUGGCAGCUCGAAAUUGCCUUGUUUCCGUGAAAGACUAUACCAGUCCACGGAUAGUGAAGAUUGGAGACUUUGGACUCGCCAGAGACAUCUAUAAAAAUGAUUACUACAGAAAGAGAGGGGAAGGCCUGCUCCCUGUUCGGUGGAUGGCUCCAGAAAGUUUGAUGGAUGGAAUCUUCACUACUCAAUCUGAUGUAUGGUCUUUUGGAAUUCUGAUUUGGGAGAUUUUAACUCUUGGUCAUCAGCCUUAUCCAGCUCAUUCCAACCUUGAUGUUUUAAACUAUGUGCAAACAGGAGGGAGACUGGAGCCACCAAGAAAUUGUCCUGAUGAUCUGUGGAAUUUAAUGACCCAAUGCUGGGCUCAAGAACCUGACCACAGGCCUACUUUUCAUAGAAUUCAGGACCAACUUCAGUUAUUCAGAAAUUUUUUCUUAAAUAGCAUUUAUCAGUGCAGAGAUGAAGCAAACACCAGUGGAGUCAUAAAUGAAGGCUUUGAAGGUGAAGAUGGCGAUGUGAUUUGUUUGAAUUCAGAUGACAUUAUGCCAGUUGCUUUAAUGGAAACGAAGAACCCAGAAGGGUUAAACUAUAUGGUACUUGCUACACAAUGUGGCCAAGGUGAAGAAAAGUCUGAGGGUCCCCUAGGCUCCCAGGAAUCUGAAUCUUGUGGUCUGAGGAAAGAAGAGAAGGAACCACAUGCAGACAAAGAUUUCUGCCAAGAAAAACAAGUGGCUUACUGCCCUUCUGGCAAGCCUGAAGGCCUGAACUAUGCCUGUCUCACUCACAGUGGAUAUGGAGAUGGGUCUGAUUAAUAGCAUUGUUUGGGAAAUACAGAGUUGAGAUAAACACUCUCGUUCAGUAGUUACUGAAAGAAAACUCUACUAGAAUGAUAAAUGUCAUGGUGGUCUAUACUCCAAAUAAACAGUGCAACGUU